UUUCUUUAACGCUUUUUUUUUGUGCAUCUUCUUUUUUUUAAUAUUUUUAUAUAUAAAUCAAUUCUUAAUAACAUAUAAAUACAUACAUACAUACAUACCCAUAUAAAUAAAUUUAAUUCAUUGUAAUAAAUAGAGUAAUAUUAUAUUAUGGAAGAAACUAGUAUAACCUCUCUUGAAAAAAGAGGGGAUUUCAGUAACAAUGGAAAUUUUACAACAUCAGAAGGACUUGUCACCACAGAAAAAGUAGAUGAUUUUCUUAGCCAAACUCAUGAAGAAGAUUCAUAUGAAGAUAUAGAGAAAUCAUCUGGAGUAUAUGUUGAAGAUGAAGAAGAUUCUCCUAUCGAAGAAGUUCGCGCUGUAGUAUCAAAUAAAGAUGAUCCAACACUUCCUGUUUAUACCUUCCGUAUGUGGUUUUUAGGUGUUAUUUUCACUUGUGUAAUCAGUUUUAUCAAUCAAUUCUUUUGGUUCAGAAAAAAUGCUUUAUCUGUAGGUUCUUUUGUCAUCCAAUUGAUUUCCUUUCCUAUAGGAAAACUUCUCGAAAAGGUUAUCCCUAAAUCAAGAUUUUUCAAUCCUGGACCAUUCAACAUAAAAGAACAUAUUUUAAUCACCACCAUGGCUGGUACCUCUGCUUCUACUGCUUAUGCUGUAGACAUCUUCACAAUUCAACGUCUUUUCUAUGGCCAAAACCUUGGUUGGGGUGGCGGUCUUUUGUUGAUCAUGACAACUCAAUUUAUUGGUUAUGGUUUGGCCGGUAUACUUCGUCCUUAUUUAGUAUAUCCCUCUGCCAUGGUUUGGCCUGGUAACUUGGCUAGUAUCUCUCUUUUCCGUUCCUUUCAUGAACCCGCUAAUAACUGGUCUGGUCCUAGUCGUAUGAAAUGGUUCAUUUAUUGCUUCAUUGGUAUGUUUAUUUACUACUGGCUUCCUGGUUACUUUUUCCAAAUCUUGACCUUCUUCUCAUGGGUUUGCUGGAUUAGACCCUCAAGUGUUGUAUUGUCUCAAAUUACUGGAUCUUAUAGUGGUCUUGGCGUUUUAGCCGUGUCCUUCGAUUGGGCUACUAUUACUUCUUAUCUCGGUUCACCUAACAUUGUUCCCCUCUUUGCUAUUUUGAACAUUGGCUUUGGUUUUGUGAUGGUUGCUUGGAUUAUUAUGCCCAUCUUGUAUUAUACUGAUGUUUGGGAAGCCAAGAAGUUCCCUAUUCUUACCCCUACCCUUUACAACAAUGAGGGUGAAGUAUGGGACAACUCAUUAGUUUUGAACAGCGAUAGAUUCUUAGAUCCUGAGCUCUAUGAAAAAUAUGGUCCUCUUCGUAUGUCUACUUUCUUUGCUCUUGCUUAUGGUAUCAGUUUCGCUGGUAUUACGAGUGUUAUUGUACAUACUAUCCUGUAUCACGGCAAAGAAAUUAUUGAGCAAUGGAAGAAGUCCCGUAAUCAAGAAGAUGAAGAUAUUCAUCACAAAUUGAUGCGUGUUUAUCCUGAAGUUCCUCAAUGGUGGUAUAUUACUGUCUUUAUCCUCUCCUUUGGUGCUUCAUUUGGUCUUAUCUAUCACUGGCCCAUCGGUCUCCCCUGGUGGGGCCUUAUUCUUGCACUCGCUAUUUCAAUGAUCUUCGUGCUUCCAAUCGGUAUCAUUACCGCCAUUACAAAUCAGACACCGGGUAUUAAUGUGAUUACUGAAUUUAUCAUUGGUUUUGCACUUCCUGGUCAUCCUAUUGCUAAUGUCACCUUCAAGACUUAUGGUUAUAUCUCUAUGAUUCAAUGUCUUACCUUUGUCAGCGAUUUAAAGCUUGGCCACUAUACCAAGAUUCCCCCAAGGGCCAUGUUCUGGGUACAAACUAUUGGUACUGCUAUCGCUGGUGUUAUUAACUUGGGCACUGCUAUCUGGCUUAUGGAUUCUGUUGAUAAUAUCUGUACUGUUAAAGCAUACCCUUUCACUUGUCCUAGCGCUCGUACCUUCUAUUCAGCUUCUAUUAUCUGGGGUACCAUUGGUCCUGCCAGAAUGUUUGGUAUUGGAUCCAUGUAUAGCUCCAUGCUCUGGUUCUUUAUCAUCGGUCUCUUCAUUCCUAUUCCUUUCUGGUUGUAUUCAAGAAAAUAUCCUAACAGUUGGGUCCGAUAUGUUCACUGGCCAUUGAUCUUUGGUUCCAUCGGUAUGAUGCCUCCUGCUGUUCCUCUCAAUUUCUCCAUGUGGUUCCUUGCUGGUGUCUUCUUUAUGUACUAUCUUCGUAAAUAUCAUAGAGACUGGUGGACAAAGUACAAUUACAUUACAUCCGCCGCCUUUAAUUCCGGUGUUGCCAUUUGUGGUAUUGUCAUCUUUGGUGUUUCAGAAGGUACCAACUGGCAAGCUAAUUGGUGGGGUAAUGGUGGUAUUGGCGGUUCAUUUGAUAACUGUCCAUUAUCAGCUGGUAACUACUCAGGCAUCGUUACUUAGAAGAAAAAAAAAAGAAAACAAGAAAAAAAAAAUUUCCCCCUCCUCCCUUUUUUUUUUUCACUGUACAGUUAUGUAUCAUAUUUUGUAAUUUUAUUUAUUUUCUUUUUCUUUUCCUUUUCCUUUUUUUCCUUUUCUUUAUAUACAUAUUACCAUUAUUGAAUAUUUAAUAAUAUAUUGAUUUAUAAAUAAAUAAAUAAAUAAUAUUUAUUGAAGUACAUUA
Messenger RNA from Cokeromyces recurvatus, 2641 nucleotides. Its product is annotated as OPT family small oligopeptide transporter. Gene Ontology annotation, biological process: transmembrane transport. Bases 148 to 2421 code for a protein of 757 amino acids. The record is from RefSeq and is a predicted model, not a curated record. Gene Ontology annotation, molecular function: oligopeptide transmembrane transporter activity. The transcript is spliced from 2 exons. Lineage: Eukaryota; Fungi; Mucoromycota; Mucoromycetes; Mucorales; Mucoraceae.